Molecule: messenger RNA, 2512 nt
Organism: Sitodiplosis mosellana (orange wheat blossom midge)
Lineage: Eukaryota; Metazoa; Arthropoda; Insecta; Diptera; Cecidomyiidae
Product: zinc finger protein 277
Exons: 1
Coding region: 1118-2428 (436 amino acids)
Source: RefSeq, a predicted model, not a curated record
CACCGCUACCGAAAUAUUAUUGAAUAGCAAACGGAAAUAUUGAUGUGAAAUUGCGUUUGAGUGGAUUUUUCAAUUAUCUUUUCGUUCCUAUUUGGGUUUUUCUAGUUGCAUUUCUUCUCACGCUUUAUGGUCAUUUUUACUCAUCUAGAGAAUCAAUUGAUAACUGUAAUUGAAAUUCCUUUGCAGAAUGUAGGCACGCUUUGUUGUGUUGAAGCGGUCAAAGAGGUGAGGUCGUUGCUGCAUAAAAUUCAAUUCAAAACUGUCAUUAUAUUAACGUAUUUAACUCGAAUAUGAAGGCACACAUAAAUAUACUAAUUUUAUAUUUUCUAAUUGUUAAAUUAAUUUAUUCGUAAGAUUUUGAGCCCAUAUUGAUAAAAAUCUGAUUGUUUCUUCUACGAACAACACUUCAUUUGAAGUUUAACAACUAGAAUUUCAUUCACUGUAAUAAAUACGUUUAUGACAUCGAAUUAUAUGGGUUUUUGGAGAGCGCAUUUUAUCUUAUCGCAAAAUGGACAAAUUUGACUUAAACACGUUAGUUUCGUGUUCAAUGUUUAUCGAUUUGAAUGUAGUGAAGCCAAAAUUGAACCUUGGGCGGGAUUUAAAAUAGUACUUCAAAUUCGUAUCCCGCAUUAAGACAAAUGAAACCAUCAUUUUAUAUAAAGUUACUAACAUCAUUUUUCGGGUGUGAACUGGAAUCAAGCGACUAGCUAGUAAUAAAUACAACAUUUUUCCCGAUAAGAAAGUGGAAAAUCAGGAUUAGAGGCUGUUAGAGGCAUAGCAGUGAACGAACAGGCACAGUAUAUUGGUGGGCAUAGAGCCCUAUAAGACGAUCGAGCCAAGAGUCUGGUCCAUAUCGUUUCGUUUUUCCUAGUCCUAUUUUGGUUCUAUAGAAUGAACGGUUUCACAAAUCAUUUUGAAAACAUCUUUAGCAAAACAUAGGUGACAACAUUGAGAAUGAACAAAAUAUUUUUGACACAUAUUUCUUCUAGUACUACGCCAUCUGUCAAAAAUAGACAUACAUAAAAGGCUAGAUUAAAUGACUCUAAGUUGAUUUAUAUUCUACUGAACCGAUAUAUUAUUUUUUUUUUUGGAAAAUUUCAUUAUAUUCCAACUAAAUAUGUCUGAAAAGAGUGAAGGUGUUGUGGGGCCAUUGAAUUUUGCUGAAAAAUGUGGUACGUCUGUACGAGAACAAUUGUACCCAAUACAGACACUUCCAUGUCUGUUCUGCGAUAAAAUCUUUGAAUUUUACAAGGAAAAACAGGACUAUUUGACGCACUUAUAUUUGCAACAUCGGCUAAUUAUUGGGGAUGAGGAUGAAGUUGCCAUAUUCCAUGAUUAUCUGGCACAUUGGCGUAACAUAUUCUGCGGCGAAGAUACAAGAAUUGCUGAAUUCUGCACGACCAUGCUCAUGGAUAUCCUUCCAAAUGGAACACCAUCCAAAAAUGAAAAGUAUUUUUUGCUGUGCGAUGUCCUGCCACAAGAUAACGAACUAAGACAAAAGCUACGGAAGAAAUGUUUGGAACUUGCAUUGACACAACAUCAAUACGAGAGGACCGACCAAGACUUUGAAAGAAAUUGUCUGUUUUGUCGUGAUGUAAUUAAACCGACAAGAAGUACCUACGUUGAACAUUUGUUUAGCAAACAUUUCAUGCAAUUGGGGAAACCAGAAAAUUUGGUGUUUAUCGAUGAGCUUAUCGAUACCGUACAACAAAAAUUGGAAAACUUGGUCUGUCUGUUUUGCGAAAAAACAUUCAAAGAUCGACCAACACUCAAGGAACACAUGCGGAAAAAGGGUCACAAACGUAUCAAUCCAGAUAAUAAGAAUUAUGACCGCUUUUUUCUAAUUCACUAUCAACAUAAAUCACACAAUCAGCAGCAGCAGCGAAAGAAGCAACAGGACAAAAUUCAAAAAGGCCAUAAAAAAAUUCAACCGAAGAAAGAGCCAGAUCAAUUGGAAGGCGACAACAUUUUUGAACGUGACAGCGACUCAAACACAAGUUGGUCUGAUUGGGAAGGUGAUGACCAGGAUGUGACGUGCCUUUACUGUACGCAGAAAAAUAGCGACUUUACUGAAUUGAAAUCUCACAUGAACCUUGAACAUGGAAUUGAUUUCGAUCGAGAAACAGAAAACAUGUCAUUUUAUGACCGCGUGAAAAUGGUUAAUUUUGUUAGGAGAAAAAUGUAUACAUUGGAAUGCAUCACGUGUAACGAACGCUUCCCAAAUUCAUCCGAUUUGCAAGAUCAUCUGAAACAUAAUAAUCAUUACUCAUUGGGCAAUAACAAGGACUGGAAUUUACCUCAAUACUUUUUCCCUACGUAUGAAGAUGAUGCCUUCCUGUGUCACCUAGACGAUGCCAAUUUAGAUGAUGAAAACUGCAUCGCUGUUACGAACGAUUCAUCAAUUAUGGUUUUUCCAGAAGAAAUCUAACAGAUACACACAUUGACAACCAUCCACGUAUCCUAAUUUAAAUUGAUUUCAUUUUUUCGAAUAAAUGUUACAUAGUCAAUUGUA